Molecule: messenger RNA, 1848 nt
Organism: Salvia miltiorrhiza (redroot sage)
Lineage: Eukaryota; Viridiplantae; Streptophyta; Magnoliopsida; Lamiales; Lamiaceae
Exons: 4
Coding region: 29-1249 (406 amino acids)
Source: RefSeq, a predicted model, not a curated record
UCAAAAACCUGCUAGUUUGUGACUUCAAAUGGCUGAUAGGGAACGUAUUCGUGGGCGUGACAUACGCUUCAUGUUGUUGCAAGAGAUUUUGCGCUUUCACGUCAUACAAGUUGCAGUUUUACUUGCUUUUUAUGCUAAGGCUAGAUCAAAUAAAAGAAAGCGUGGUCAAAGAGUCUUAAAAUACGAAUUGAUAAGUAAGAUUCCCGACCAAGAAAAAUAUUUAAAUCGAUUGGUUGGUAUAAAUGACGCUGAUUGUAUUUCGAAUCUCCGUAUGGACCGUAGAACUUUUGCUAGGCUUUGUGUGAUAUUACGUGAACAAGGGGGGUUGGUUGAUGGUCGGUUUGUAACUGUUGAAGAACAAGUAGCUAUGUUCCUAUCGGUUCUUGCCCAUCAUAAGAAAAAUAGAGUAGUAAAAUUUGAUUUUUGGAGAUCCGGCCAAACGAUCUCGCAUUAUGUACAUGCGGUGCUAGGGGCGAUUAUACGGAUUCACCACUUAUUCCUAGCCACACCCGAGGCUGUUCCCGAUGGUUGCACUGACCCACGAUGGCGGUGGUUUAAGGGAUGUUUAGGCGCCUUAGACGGCACGUAUGUAAGUGUGAUGGUUGGCAAUGAGGACAAACCUCGUUAUAGAACAAGGAAAGGGCAAAUAUCAACAAAUGUUUUAGGCGUAUGUGAUAGACAAUCGAAUUUCAGUUAUGUCCUAACCGGUUGGGAAGGAUCGGCUGCGGACUCUCGCGUGUUACGAGAUGCCAUCAAUCGGCCUCACGGCCUUAAGGUCCCAAAGGGAAAAUACUAUUUGUGUGACAACGGUUACGCGAAUAGUGAUGGUUUUCUAACGCCUUUCAAAGGUGUUAGAUACCAUUUAAAAGAGUGGGGUCCGAACGCUGCCCGACCUCAAAAUAAAGAGGAGCUCUUCAAUUUGAGACAUAGUAAGGCAAGAAACGCUAUAGAGCGAGCCUUUGGUAUCUUAAAGAUGAGGUGGGGUAUUCUACGAUCUCCGUCCUAUUAUCCAAUCCGGGUUCAAAAUAGAAUUAUUAUGGCAGCAUUUCUACUCAAUAACUUUGUUCGGAUGGAGAUGCCGAUUGACCCCAUAGAACAACAAUUCGACGAUAUGGCACAAGAGAACGGUGUAGUUAUAGAUGCACCGCACGACGAAUUCAUAGACACCGUCGAAUGUUCUCCACAAUGGAACGCAGCGAGGAAUAUCUUAGCCGAGACCAUGUGGCAACAGUAUAUGAAUUCGAAUUAGGAUGGACACCGCUUCCGAUGCAUCAACACCAUGCCCUCCAUGUAGUUGUGGCAAUGGAAUCAUGAAGUUAAAGUGUGCAGGCUAUGGAUCACAGAACCCUGGCAGAUACUACUACAAAUGUCCAUUGGGUGAGGAUCAUUGGAAGGGAUUUUAUUGGUAUGACGAAUAUCAUCGUUUAUCCAAUCGGAUUGUCUCUCCAACUGCCGGAUCUUCAGCAACCCGAGGUCGUGCUUCACCUAGUAUGGUCGUUACUGCCAGCGAUUUAGAUUUUCAGGGAAACAACAUGAACACACCCCGUGGGUACCUGGAGUUCCAUAGUGCUGUUAUUUGUCGCACUAUAAUGAUUUUGAUUAUUGGUAUUAUAAUUGGAAAAUUUAUGUGAGGGUAUUUGUGGUGAUCUGUCGGGCAGCGUCUAUUGCUUUUGAAAAUGACACUUGUUUUAUGUACUCCUCUGUUGAAGUUCCUUUCUAUUGGCUACAGCUUGAGACAUUUUUUGUAAUGACCUUGGAUUAUGGUGUUGUAGUUCUGAUUACUGUGCAAUGUGAAGUACUUUGUUGUUUCAUUUUGCUCUUACGUGAGUGAUGUAUUGAAUUUCGAAU